Molecule: messenger RNA, 3296 nt
Organism: Hibiscus syriacus
Lineage: Eukaryota; Viridiplantae; Streptophyta; Magnoliopsida; Malvales; Malvaceae
Product: F-box protein At1g78280-like
Exons: 16
Coding region: 21-2951 (976 amino acids)
Cellular component (GO): cytoplasm
Molecular function (GO): protein binding
Source: RefSeq, a predicted model, not a curated record
CCAAAAAAGAACACUCAUCAAUGGAAAUUUCUCACGAAUCCCAGAAUUUACAGCUCAAAGAUCGUCGACUCGAUGCUCUCGGCAACUUAAGCGGGCUCCCUGACGAACUCAUCUGCGCUAUGUUAGAUUACCUAACUCCCCCGGACAUAGCUCGUCUCGCUUGUGUCAGCAGUGUUAUGUAUAUAUUCUGCAAUGAAGAGCCGCUUUGGAUGAGCCUUUGCCUCAAGAAAGUUAACGGUCCACUUCAAUACAAAGGCUCCUGGAAAAAGACUACUUUGCAUUUAGAGACAUUGCCGAGUGAAUGUAUUGAGUACAAAAGAAAACCAUUGCAGUUUGAUGGAUUUAGCUCUUUUUUCUUAUACAAAAGACUAUAUAGGUGCCAUACUACAUUAGACGGAUUUGCUUUUGACAAAGGAAAUGUUGAAAGACCAAAUGAGUUAUCAAUGGAACAGUUUGAUCAGGAAUAUGAUGUGGAGAAACCGGUUUUGCUCACUGGAUUGGCCGAGUGUUGGCCUGCUAGGAAUAAUUGGACGAUUGACAAACUACUGCUCAAAUAUGGAGAUACAACAUUCAAGAUUUCUCAAAGAACCCCUGGAAAAGUUUCAAUGAAAUUCAAGGAUUAUGUAUCAUACAUGAAGGAACAGCAUGAUGAGGAUCCUCUUUAUAUUUUCGAUGAAAAGUUUGGAGAAUCUGCACCUGGCUUGUUGGAAGAUUACAGUGUGCCCCAAAUGUUUCAAGAAGACUUCUUUGAUGUUUUAGAUAGAGAUAGUCGGCCACCAUUCAGAUGGCUUAUCAUUGGGCCAGAGAGGUCUGGUGCCUCUUGGCACGUUGAUCCAGCACUUACCAGUGCCUGGAAUACUCUUCUUUGUGGUCGUAAAAGGUGGGCAUUGUAUCCUCCUGGAAGAGUUCCUUUGGGUGUUACAGUGCAUGUAAAUGAUGAAGAUGGUGAUGUCAACAUUGAUACUCCAUCAUCAUUACAGUGGUGGCUAGAUUAUUAUCCACUUCUUGCUGAUGAAGACAAGCCAAUUGAGUGUACUCAGCUGCCUGGGGUGACGAUAUUUGUUCCAAGCGGAUGGUGGCACUGUGUCCUGAAUCUGGAAGCAACUGUUGCUGUGACACAAAAUUUUGUAAACCCCAGAAACUUUGAAUUUGUAUGUUUGGAUAUGGCUCCUGGUUACCAGCAUAAGGGAGUUUGCCGUGUUGGAUUGCUUGCUCUUGAUGAAAGCUGUUUAGAGAACAUGGAGAAGAACAUGUCCUGUGACAGAGACAAUUUUAAUUAUUCAGAUCUGACAAGGAAAGAGAAGCGGGUUAAAAUUCCAAGUUCUCAAGAGAGUGAAAAUCAUGAAGGAAUAGCUAAUGGUGUUUCUAAAAGAUAUAAUCUAUGGAAACAUUGCUUUCCUUAUGAUAUAAGUUACUUGGCCAUGUUUUUGGAUAGAGAGAAGGACCACUAUACUUCUCCAUGGAGCUCAGGAAAUUGCAUAGGGCCACGAGAAAUGAGGGAAUGGCUUUUCAAGCUUUGGGUUAGAAAACCGGGAAUGAGAGAGCUGAUUUGGAAGGGAGCAUGUCUUGCAAUGAAUGCUGACAAAUGGUUGGAGUGCUUGGUGAAAAUCUGCUCAUUUCACAGUUUGCCUUUUCCCAACGAUGAUGAGAAGCUUCCUGUUGGAACAGGCAGCAAUCCUGUCUAUGUCAUGGAUGAAUAUGUGGUUAAAAUCUUUGUUGAAAAAGGGCUGGAAUCUUCAAUACACGGUUUAGGCACUGAGCUUGAAUUCUACAACACUUUGUGUGAAGUUAAUUCCCCUUUGAAAAACCACAUUCCUACUGUAUUGGCUAGUGGGAUUCUGCACUUGGAAAAUGGAUCUUACAAAAUUGAUUUUUGGGAUGGUAAAGAAGUUCCUGAUGUGCUUGCAAAGUGCAAUUUGAUUCCAGAAAAGAGAGAAGGUGGUGUUUUCCCUUUUGGUGUACGGAGCAAGAAAUUAUUUGAAUAUAGAAAAGUUGGGUCUCCAGAACCUGGACCUGGGAGUUCUGCUGGAUCCUCUUGUAUCUGGCCUUAUCUUAUAACGAAGCGCUGCAAAGGAAAGAUAUUUGCACAGUUAAGAGAUGAACUAUCAUUGGAAGAUACGCUUAACUUAGCUUCCUUUUUGGGAGAGCAGCUACAAAACCUUCAUAGUUUACCCUAUCCUUCCUUUGGUAAUUCAACUGUUUCAGAUGUUGAACAGGUUUGUUCUUUUGCCAAUGGUAUGGACAUCGAUUUUGUCUCCCGCAAAUUAGAUAUUCCAGCUGAAUGGGAACUCGUUGUGAGGACUCUAAGUCGGAAGAAGAAGGAUGUUUACAGCCGCUUGAAAAAAUGGGGGGACCCAGUUCCUGAGAAGCUGAUGGAGAAAGUUGACGCAUACCUCCCUGAUGAUUUCCUGAAGCUGCUUUCUGUAUCUGAGGAAAAUGGCAUGAAAAGAGUUUUUAAGCCUUUGUCGUGGAUACACUCGGAUAUUAUGGAUGAUAAUGUUUACAUGGAAACAUGCCGUCCAUUUGGCACAAAUGGAAUAGCUGCCGUAAUGGAUAACGGUUCAGUGAAUGGGCAUGGUAAUGAUGGAGAAGCAAAAUCAUGGCGCGCGAAUUACAUCCUUGAUUUCAGCAAUAUUUCUAUAGGUGAUCCCCUUUGUGACGUGAUACCAUUGCAUUUGGAUAUCUUUAGAGGCAAUUCAUGUCUCCUUAAGCAGUUUCUCCAAAGCUAUAAACUUCCGUUGAUGCAAAAAACACCAGAGCAUGGAUCGGUCACUGCUAGUGAUAAGUUCAGACGACUUUCGUACCAUGCCAUGUGCUACUGCAUUUUGCAUGACGAGAAUGUAUUGGGUGCUAUAUUUAGUAUAUGGACUGAACUCAAAACAGCAGAAUCAUGGGAAGAGGUUGAGCAGACAGUAUGGGGAGAAUUAAAUAACUAUGAAGGCGUUGCUUGACGUGUUCGUCUGACUCAUCGUUUUUCCUAAAACACUUAAUCGGAUACGUACAUGAGGCGCCUUCUUCCAAGUUUAUAAAGGAGCUUCGUCCGGGUCGGACACAUACUUGUAUUUGACACACUACUCGAGUCUGAAUAACAUGAUUUGCAUAAAUUUGACAUUUUACUCGAGUCUAAAUAACAUGAUUUGCAUAUAAACGAAGGAUAUAAUGUGUUGGCGGCACAUUGCAAGUGAGCAGGACAUUUGAUUCUUACUAUUCAAAUUAAUUUGAUUGUGUUUAGUUUUCUUGAAAAGGUUAUUGUCAUUCAUUUGAGUUAAACAUCGUGCUGAAAUCGGAAUUGUAAG